Vanessa atalanta (red admiral) is the source of this 539-nucleotide messenger RNA. It is a transcript of the gene GatC, whose product is annotated as glutamyl-tRNA(Gln) amidotransferase subunit C, mitochondrial. The transcript is spliced from 2 exons. NCBI's taxonomy places the organism in Eukaryota, Metazoa, Arthropoda, Insecta, Lepidoptera, Nymphalidae. Bases 87 to 539 code for a protein of 150 amino acids. Gene Ontology annotation, biological process: regulation of translational fidelity; mitochondrial translation; glutaminyl-tRNAGln biosynthesis via transamidation. The record is from RefSeq and is a predicted model, not a curated record. Gene Ontology annotation, molecular function: glutaminyl-tRNA synthase (glutamine-hydrolyzing) activity. Gene Ontology annotation, cellular component: mitochondrion; glutamyl-tRNA(Gln) amidotransferase complex.
AUUUUUUGUUUUUGUCUAUAAUUUUUGAGGUUAUGCUAAUAACUUCUAUCUGCUCACAAAAUAUUUAAUAUCUGAUUUUUAAAAAUAUGCAGAAGAAUUUUGUUUCAUUUUUUUAUAAAACAAAACACAUUUUUCAGUUCAAUCAAUUUUCAUCCAAAGUGCCUUCGAUUCCUGUAAAAACAUUAGUAAAUAAUAAAACAGAAAUUACUAAAGUGGAUGCGACCACAAUAUCUUUAAUAGAACGACUUUCUUUGGUAAAAUGUGAUACAGAUGAAGGUGUAAAAGUUCUAGAAGAUUCUAUUGCAUUUGCUGAUAAAAUCCUACAUAUAAAUACUGAUAACAUUGAACCUCUAUACACUGUCUUAGAAAACCAAAACUUACAUUUACGGGAGGAUAAAAUAACGCAGGGCAACUGUCAAGCAGAUAUAUUAAAAAAUGCGGUAUUAAAAGAAGAAGAAUAUUUUGUUGCACCACCAGGCAACAUACCAUUACAUGAAUUACAAAUAGAAUCAAACACACAAAUUAAGAAUGAAAACUGA